GGAGAAUCCGUAAUGCCAAACACAGAGGAAAAUAAAUAACACUAUGUCAAACUUUAGAGCACUGAAACAAAUUAUUAGUUAGCCAAAUUAUCAAAAAGUUGAAUUUACAAAAAAACUGUAUAAAAUGGGCAACAUAAACAGUGCGGAAAUACAAAAUUCUAGUUCCCUUUUGUCUAUUAAAGAUCCCCCGAUUAAAGAUGAGGUUCCCAAAAACAAAACAAAGGGCUGCUUGCAGUUCCGGAAGAAGAGGGAUAGAAAAAAUCAAGUAAAGCUGUUAUAUGAAGAGUUUAUCAAAUUCAGAGAUCUUAUUUUAGAUCAUAUGGAAAAUCAAAAUGAAUUUAGAAAGUAUGUUGAACUAGUAGUACCAGAAUGGCAAAGAUUAUCGAAAUUGUAUGAUUCCGUAGAGGUCCUAGCGCAAAAACUUCGCAGAAAUCGUAACAAAUUUCCCAGGGGAAUAAAAGGCCAAAUGAUUUGCAGCAGAUGUAACAAUAGAUUUGAGAAUAUUUCUACGAAAAAUUGUGGUCGUAGUUAUCGAACUAGUAGACAUAGAGGUCAUGUCAUUUGCAACCUAUGUUACAAAAAAUUCAAGAAGAUCAGCAAGAGAAAAAUACACAGUUAUUAUUAUUAAUGGCAUAACUACUGUGAACGUAUGUAAAAAAGAGUUUAUUAAUACUAUGUUAAAAUAUUAAUGUGUUGUUGAAAAUGUUGUUUUUUUUGUAGUAAUUUAAUUUUGGUAAAUUUAGUAUAAUUUUGAGAGUUAACAUGGCAACACCACGUGGCGCGCUGUCGUGAUAAAGUCGGUCGUGUCUGUGUCAUUCUAAAAAUUAAAGUUUUCAUGUUUUUAUCAAAUUUACUUGUGAUUACGCAUAAAACCCGCUUGUGUACGUUGCAGUGAUUAUGUGUUAUCAUUCAUUACUCUUCACAAUCGCAAGAUAAGUGUGGUGCCGCCGCGAUGGGGGACAGCCUGCUGCGGCUGGGGGACAUCGUCUCUCUGUACGCCGAGGGCACCGUCUGCGGCUUCCUCAGCACCUUGGGGUUGGUGGACGACCGAUGUGUGGUGUGUCCAGAGGCGGGAGACCUCAAGGAGCCUCCGAAGAAAUUCAGAGACUGCCUGUUCAAGAUAUGCCCGACCAACCGCUACUCCGCUCAGAACCAGUUCUGGAACACGGCGCGCCAGUCGGCCAACAACCACGCCGACACCAGCCUGCUCAAGAGACUGCAUCAUGCGGCCGAAAUCGAAAAGAAGCAGAACGAGCUGGAGACGCGCAAGCUGCUCGGCAGCGACGUGAAGUACGGCAGCGUGGUGCAGCUGCUGCACGUCAAGUCUAACAAGUUCCUCACGGUGAACAAGCGGCUGCCAGCCCUGCUAGAGAAGAACGCGAUGCGAGUGUCUCUGGACGCCAACGGCAACGAGGGCUCCUGGUUCUAUGUCAUGCCGUUCUACAAGCUGCGCUCCAGAGAUGACAACGUGGUGGUCGGCGACAAGGUGAUAAUGAAUCCGGUGAACGCGGGGCAGCAAGUCCUGCACGUGUCCAGUAGUCACGAGCUGCCCGACAACUCUGGGUGCAUGGAGGUGAACGUAGUCAACUCUUCAACGUCAUGGAAGGUGUCUCUAUUCUUGGAGCACAAGGAAAACCAGGAGGACAUUCUGGUGGGAGGGGAUGUCGUGCGUCUCUUUCACGCUGAGCAGGAGAAAUUCCUAACCAUGGAUGAGUACCAGAAGCGCCAGCACGUGUUCCUGCGCACCACCGGCCGCUCCUCCGCCACCGCCGCGACUAGCAGCAAAGCUCUGUGGGAGAUCGAGGUGGUCCAGCACGACCCGUGUCGCGGCGGCGCGGGCCACUGGAACUCCAUAUUCCGGUUCAAGCAUCUCGCUACAGGCAACUAUCUCGCCGCUGAGGCGACCAUCAAGGGGCCUGACGACACCAUAGAGUCAGGGGAGCCCGCGUACCAACUGGUCUCCGUGUCGCACCCUCAUUCUUCGGAAAUAGCCACGCUAUUCGAGUUGGACCCGACGACAAUGACGCACUCUGACGCGCCCGUGCCCCAGACCAGCUAUGUGCGAUUACGUCACUUAUGCACACACACAUGGGUCCACUCAACGUCGAUACCUAUUGAUAAAGAUGAAGAGAAACCGGUCAUGUCUAAAGUGGGAUGUUCCCUGGUGAAGGAAGACAAGGAGGCCUUCGCGCUAAUAUCAGUGUCUCCCAGCGAAGUGAGGGACCUCGACUUCGCGAACGACGCGUGCAAAGUUCUGUCCACGCUCAGCACUAAGCUACAGAACGGGAAUAUAGAGCAUAAUGAGAGGAAAGCGCUAACCUGCCUGCUCCAAGACAUAGUCUACUUCAUCGCCGGCUUCGAGAACGAGCCGAACAAGUCCGAGGCUCUGGACCUGAUUGUCGAGAACCCGAACCGAGAUAGACAGAAGCUGCUGCGAGAGCAGUACAUACUGAGGCAGCUGUUCAAGAUACUGCAGGGUCCAUUCCAGGAGACGCCAGACAGCGAUGCGUUCCUCAAGAUCGAAGAGCUGACGGACCCGAGAUACGCCCCGUAUAAGAACAUAUUUAGACUGUGUUAUAGGAUACUGAAGCUCAGCCAGCAGGAUUAUAGGAAGAAUCAAGAAUACAUCGCCAAACACUUCGGCUUCAUGCAGAAGCAGAUCGGCUACGACAUCUUAGCUGAAGACACGAUCACGGCGCUGCUACACAACAACAGGAAACUGCUCGAGAAACAUAUAGGAGCUGCUGAGAUCGAUACUUUUGUGGGCCUAGUCCGCAAGAACAUGGAGAAGUGGCACUCGCGCUUCCUAGACUACCUGAGCGACCUGUGCAUCUCCAACAAGAAGGCCAUCGCGGUCACGCAGGAGCUCAUCUGCAAGAGCGUGCUGUCUCCCGCCAACCAGGACAUACUCAUCGAGACCAGUCUAAAUAAUGAUUUUUUUGUUUGCAGAUUAAUGUCGUCGAAAUAUGAAGACAGUAAGAGCCCCUCGAAGGUGACCGUUGAGGACGAAGUUAUACUGUUCUGGAAUAAGAAAGAGCGCUCCCGUCUCCUCUCCGAGCUAGCCGCAGAGGCUCGCACCGACCCCAACUGCGAGUCCGCCAAGAUCCUGGAUUACUACCGACACCAGCUCGACCUGUUCAGCAACAUGUGUCUCAACCGACAGUACCUGGCGCUUAACAAUCUGUCUGCUCAUCUGCAUGUUAACUUGAUUCUAAAAUGCAUGUCCAACUCAACCCUCUCCCACUCACUCCGAGCGUCAUUCUGCCGCCUCAUGCUGCACCUUCACGUGGACCGCGACCCGCAGGAGCCCGUCACGCCGGUCAAGUACGCGCGUCUGUGGACCGAGGUGCCGCCCGUCAUACACAUACACGACUAUCAAUGCGUGAAAGGCGGGCCUCAUCCGACCCGGGAAAAAGUUAAACAACAAUUCGCGUCCACCAUCCGCUUCGUAGAGGACUACCUGUGCAACGUCGUGACUCGAACCUGGUACUUCAGCGACCACGACCAGAACAAGCUCACGUUCGAAGUGGUGAAGCUGGCGAGAGAGCUGAUUUACUUCGGGUUUUAUAGCUUCAGCGACCUGCUCCGUCUCACGAAGACGCUGCUGAGCAUCCUGGACUGUGUCUCCGCCAUCGACACCAUCAAUGAUAAUAGUGGACUUGCCGGCGAGGUCGAAUCUGAAGGCGGAGUGCUGAGGAGUAUUGGCGACAUGGGAGCCGUCAUGACCUCCAUCACGCUGGGCUCCGUGGGCUCAGUUAGAAAUUUUGGAGCGACGGCGGCGGCGGCGAUGCAGCACAGCACUUCAGCUCUGAUGCUGGCUCGUGAACACCCGCUGGUCAUGGAAACCAAGCUGAAGAUCAUUGAGAUAUUGCAGUUCAUCCUCGACGUCCGGUUAGACUACCGCAUCAGCUGCCUCCUCUCCAUCUUCAAGAAGCAGUUCUCCCAAGGAGACCCCGGGGCCGACAACAUCGGCCGCGCCGACGUGGAGGCGAUAGGGCUGCAGGCUGAGGGGAUCUUCAGUUGUCGAAGUAUACAAACUGUUCCCGACAGCUGUCUACCAAAAAAUGUAGAUUUGGACGGUCUAGACCUAGACUCGUGCGGCGGUCGCAUGGUGCUACGUGUGCUGCUCCAGUUCGCUCGCUCGCAGGGCGCGUCGGCGGCGCUAGUGUCGGGGGCUCUCACCCUACUGUUCCGACACUUCAGCCAACGCCAGGAGGUGUUGCAAGCGUUUAAACAGGUGCAACUGCUGGUGUCGGACGCGGACGUGGAGUCGUACAAGCAGAUCAAGGCGGACCUGGACCUGCUGCGCCAGAGCGUGGAGAAGUCCGAGCUGUGGGUCUUCAACAAGGGACGUGCUGGGAUAGCCGAUGAGAGCGAUGUGCGUACGGGCGCGCCGGGCGCGGGCGGCGCGACGCUAGAACGUAACGCGUCGCUCGACAACGUACUCGACCCCGGACGAGCGAGCAAGAGCGAACACAUCAACGAGUAUCGGAAGAUCAAGGAGAUACUGGAACGCAUGAUCCGCUACUGCACGCACGGCAACAGCGGCGCGGGCGACCCCCGCAAGCCGCGGCGCCACGAGCAGCGGUUGUUGCGCAAUAUCGGGGUGCACAAUGUUGUGCUGGACUUGUUACAGGUCCCGCACGACGAAGACGACAUGCUAAUGGACGAGCUCCUCUCUCUCGCUCACUCGUUCCUUCAGCACUUCUGUCUGCGCAACCAGCAGAACCAGGCGCUUCUUCACCGACACUUGGACCUGUUCCUCAACAUCGGGGUCCGCGACGCUGAGACAGUGUGCGCCAUAUUCAAAGACAACGCCGUGUUGUGCGCUCACGAGAACAACGACAAGGUGGUGGCUCACUUCGUGCACUGCAUCGAGUCCCGGGGGCGCCGGCCCGCCUACCUACAAUUCCUUCACACAGUCGUAAGGGCAGACAACCACUACAUCAGGAGAAGUCAGGACCUUGUGAUGCAGGAGAUGGUGAACGCCGGUGAAGACGUGCUGGUGUUCUACAACGACAAGGUGUCGUUCAACAACUUCCGCGAGAUGAUGCGCCAGUACCGCCGCUCCAAGCAGAUGCCUGAAGCUCUCAGAUACCACAUCGAGCUAGUAAAGCUGCUGACAUGCUGCACGAUGGGCAAGAAUGUCUACACUGAGAUCAAGUGUCACAGCUUAUUGCCGCUAGAUGACAUCGUCAACACUGUCACCAACCCCGACUGUAUACCUGAGGUGAAAGAAGCCUACGUAGGGUUCCUGAACCACUGCUACAUCGACACCGAGGUGGAGAUGAAGGACAUCUACUCGUCCAACUACAUGUGGCAGCUGUUCGAGCGGUCCUUCCUGCAAGACAUGGCGGGUGUCACGAGGGUCGCGCCGGUCCUGUCCAUCAUCACACCAGGGUCCUGUCCAUCAUCAGCGCUGGACGCGGAGCAGCAGGCGUGGCUCAAUUACGUGACGGACGUGCUGGUGCACACUAUAUGCACGUUCUUCAACUCUCCCUUCAGCGACCAGAGCACCACUGUGCAGACCCGUCAGUCGAUCUUCGUGAGCCUACUGCAGACAACGUUUCAGAUCUACCAGUGCCCGUGGCUGUCGCCCGCGCAGAAACUCAACGUCGAGAAGUGCAUACGCACGCUCAGCGAAGUCGCAAAGACCCGCGGCAUAGCGAUCCCCCUGGAGCUAGAAGCGAAAAUACAGGGUGUGUUCGAGAAGGCGGCAACACUUUCGCGGCAGACCAGCAAGUGGCUGUUAGCUUCCAAGACUUCGAAACUGGAAAAAAUGGCUUCACAGUCGAACCUCCACAACGACCGUUCAGUGAUGGAGGGCCUCCAGGAAAUAGUGGCGUUGCUAGAGGAACAACUGCGCCCGCUACUGCAGGCCGAGUUGUCCCUCCUAGUGGACAUCUUGUACAAGCCGCAUCUACUGUUCCACGCGCAGGGAGAGAACCAUACCACUAAUGUGUUUAUAUCUAGACUGAUCCAGCACACGGAGAAGCUUCUAGAAGAGAAGGAGGAGAAGCUGUGCGUGAAGGUUCUGCGCACGCUCCGGGAGAUGAUGGCCGUCGACCCCGAAUAUGGGGAGAAGGGCAACCAGCUACGCAACAAGCUGCUCUCACAAUACUUCGUGAGUCGCAAGUCCGAGCCCAAGAUACAGCCGCCGUCCGCGCCCUCCGCCGUCACUCAUGGGCCUGGAGCGCGCGUGCUCCUGCGCACAGGGCAGACGUUGUCUCAAGUCCAGACGCGGCUGGACAAGGAGGGGGCCUCGGACCUGGUGGUGGACCUGGUCAUCAAGAGCACCAACCGACCCGCCAUCUUCCUCGAGGCUAUACAGCUGGGCAUUGCGUUGCUGGAAGGUGGAAACCCAACGAUCCAACACAGCAUCUUCAAGAAGCUGCAAAACGGCGAAAUAUCUCAAGCAUUUUUCAAGGUAUUCUACGACAAGAUGCGCGAGGCCCAACAGGAGAUCAAGUCUUCAGCCACCAACAGCACGGCCGCCGCCGCGCCCGACAAGCAGCGAGCUAGUUUAGCUGAGAAGACCAAGCAUAUUAGUGUUGAUGGCAAGCUGUCCCCGGGCCCGCUAGUGGUCGGUGAAGAGAUGGACGAGGAGGUGGCCGGCGCGUGCGGCUCCGCCCUGCACGCCUACUCCGACAUACACACCAUGACGCACGGAACAUCAGUUUUGGAGGAGAUUAUGGCCGAAAAGAAGUGUGCUCCAGGCAACUCGGACGUGUUGCCAGCGAAGGUUGCCGUCAUGAAGCCGAUAUUGAGAUUCCUUCAGCUUCUUUGUGAGAACCAUAAUCCGGACUUACAAAACCUCCUCCGCAACCAAAACAACAAGUCCAACUACAACCUGGUCUCCGAGAGCCUCGUGUUCCUGGACUGCAUCUGCGGCUCCACCACGGGCGGGCUGGGGCUGCUGGGGCUCUACAUCAACGAGGGCAACGUGGCGCUCAUCGACCAGACGCUGGAGACGCUCACCGAGUACUGCCAGGGCCCAUGCCACGAGAACCAGAACUGCAUCGCGACGCACGAGAGCAACGGGCUCGACAUCAUCACCGCGCUCAUACUGAACGACAUCAACCCGCUCGGGAAGACUAGGAUGGAUCUAGUACUGGAGCUAAAGAACAACGCGUCUAAACUGCUCCUCGCCAUCAUGGAAUCCCGUAACGACUCUGAGAAUAAUGCCGAGAGAAUACUGUACAAUAUGGACCCUAAACAGUUGGUGGACGUGGCGUGUUCCGCGUUCCAUCAAGAGAACUCUAUGGACGCCGACUCCGACUCUGAUGACGACUCACCCGUGCAGGGGGUGUCGCCUAAAGAAGUGGGCCACAACAUCUACAUCCUCUGCCACCAGCUGGCGGCCCACAACAAGGAGCUGUCCCGCCUCGUCCGCGCCGCGCCGGCCGGGCCCCACGCGCAUGCGCUGCAAUACUAUCGCACACACACCGCGCAGAUCGAGAUAGUCCGAACAGACCGCAGCAUGGAACAAAUCGUCUUCCCGAUCCCGGAGAUAUGCGAGUACCUCCCCACGGAGAGUAAACACCGGGUUCUAGCCACAGCGGAGAGAGAUGACCAGGGCAGCAAGGUGGCAGACUUCUUCAGCAGACUGGAGCAUCUGCAUCAUGAGAUGAAGUGGCAGAAGAAACUCAGAGGCCAGCCGCUCCUCUUCUGGGUGUCGUCGUACAUGUCCCUCUGGAGCAACAUCCUGUUCAACUUCGCUGUUCUCAUCAACGUCAUCGUCGCCUUCUUCUAUCCCUUUCAAGAGGAGACGCCGAAACUCGGCCAGCACGCAUCCCUAGUCGUGUGGCUGGUGUUCCUAGCCGGCGGCGCGCUGGUGACCCUGCUGCCCAGAGCAUCCGGAGUACGCACCCUGCUGGCGAGCCUGGUGGUGCGGCUGAUCUACUGCGCGGGGCCCGAGCCCGCACUGUGGACCCUGGGGAUGCUCACUAUAAUAGUGAAGGGCAUCCACCUGGUCAGCAUAAUGGGCAACCAGGGCACCCUCUGGAAGUCACCCCGGGCCGUAUUGGGCGACCGCGAGCUGCUUUACCACUGUGCCUAUCUACUCUUCUGUCUGAUGGCCAUCGCGAGCCACCCCUUCUUCUUCUCUGUGCUGCUACUAGACAUAGUGUACCGUGAAGAGACGCUGCUGAACGUGAUGCGCUCAGUGACGCGCAACGGCCGCUCGAUCCUGCUCACGGCGGUGCUGGCGCUCGUGCUGGUCUACAUGUUCAGUAUCGUUGGCUACAUGUUCUUCAGGGAUCACUUUCUUCUGCAAGUGGAUCAGUUGGAUGAUGAUGAAUCGUUCAACAUAGACAACUGUAUCGAUGAUCCAGCUUCAAAAUACUUAAACGACGGCUCGACCUCCUCCACAUGCAAGCGCGGCCCCCGCUUCGUCUCCGUCGGGGGCGAGCUGAAGGAGCGGUCCUGUGACUCACUCAUCAUGUGCAUCGUGACCACCCUCAACCAGGGGCUGAGGAAUGGAGGCGGUAUUGGAGACGUGCUGAGAGCUCCGGCUAGCUUUGAGCCGCUAUACGUCGCUCGAGUAGUCUACGACCUUCUCUUCUUCUUCGUGGUCAUCAUCAUCGUGCUGAACCUCAUCUUCGGUGUCAUCAUCGACACGUUCGCCGACCUCAGGAGCGAGAAGCAGCAGAAGGAGCUGAUUUUGAAGAAUACUUGCUUCAUUUGUGGCCUGAACCGCUCAGCAUUCGACAACAAGACCGUAUCAUUUGAAGAGCACAUCGCGAGUGAACACAACAUGUGGCACUAUCUCUACUUCAUGGUGCUGGUCAGAGUGAAGGACCCGACAGAGUUUACUGGCCCCGAGAGCUAUGUGCACACUUGUAUCAAGACCUCCAACCUAGAAUGGUUCCCGCGCCUGCGCGCCCUAUCCCUGGCGCGGGGGGCGGAGGGGGACGGGGCGGAGCUGGAACUGCGCGCGCUGCACGGGCAGCUCGAGCGAGCCCAGGCCGCAGUGCACGCGCUGACGGGGCUGCUGACCGAGCUGCGCGGACAGAUGACAGAGCAACGGAAGCAGAAGCAAAGGAUUGGGCUCCUCAAUUCCACGUCUGCCUACUUGAACCUACAAAUGAACAUGCCGCCUUAGAACGGAGAAAUAGGAGGUCGUGAGUUACACUACUCGUUGUGAGACUUGUGUUAUAUUUGUUUUGAAUAUUUCACGUGGAAGAUUACCUACGCAAAAAAUCAUGAAUUCGAAUAGGUAAUAAAUAAAUAAAAGUUUUAAAUUUAGAGUUGGAGCGUUGAGAAUCGCCUCCAUUGUCUCUCAUUAUAGAUAUCAGUGUACCAACAAAUAAUAAUAUUUAGUUCAGGUAAUCGUUCACCUAUUGGUAUCGUACGUAUCGCACCAAACGGAUGGUCAUAAAUGUAUGCAAUGCCGAUAAAAUGGACGCACUUGUGUGAGUUUGUAUAGAAAGAAUACAGAAUGCGAUGCGUCCGUUUUGUGCAAUGCUGUCAGGUGGACCCUUGCGUUUACAAUCAUGUCAACUCACACUUUCGAUAUCUAUAUUGAAU
Plutella xylostella (diamondback moth) is the source of this 9528-nucleotide messenger RNA. Lineage: Eukaryota; Metazoa; Arthropoda; Insecta; Lepidoptera; Plutellidae. The record is from RefSeq and is a predicted model, not a curated record.